This is a messenger RNA of Jaminaea rosea, 534 nucleotides long. RefSeq lists its product as hypothetical. The record is from RefSeq and is a predicted model, not a curated record. The coding region runs from base 54 to 488 and encodes 144 amino acids. Lineage: Eukaryota; Fungi; Basidiomycota; Exobasidiomycetes; Microstromatales. The transcript is spliced from 4 exons.
GAUCUCGCUGCUGCACUUUGUCACCACACCUACGCCGCUCACGGACACCACGCAUGUCUCGCCUCCUGCAGCUGCUCGCCAUUGUAUUGGCUACUGCGGCAUCUCUGCCCGCUGUGCAGGGUGCGAACGCUACGCUGAUCCAUGCCUGUAAUGAGGAAAGGAACCGCCACUGCUUCUACACUCCUCGUGGAGAAUACCUCGCUCAUCCUAACAGCAUCGACCUCACCGAUGAUGACAAGCUGCUUUGGCUGGAAACCGAUGAGACCGGCGCGACCACAUAUCUCUUCGACGAGGGGUCUCACGGCAGCUUCGCCGUCAGCUGCCUGAACGGUGGCGGCAGGAAUGGUUUCUACUUCUCGCUGAACCGCAGAUACUCGGUCAUCACCCACGCCGCUUUGUCGUCUGGUAAGGCUACGGUCGCUUUCAAUGACGCGAUGUCCACGCAGGUGAAGUCCAGGCGCGUGAUUGCAGCGGACCUUUCGGCCUGAUAACCUGUGCUUCGCCCUCUUAAAUUUAUAGCCGCUGGGAAAGCCA